CGAAACGCGGAGAGAGAGAGAAGCGCGGAGGGAGAGGAGGAAGGAGGAUGAUGGGAGCGAAUAUUAUUCCCUUUUGAGUGACCCAUAUCUGCCAGGAGGAAACCCAGAUAUUAUCUAGGCCUAUAUAGUUCUUGUUCUCGAGGAUUUUUCUACGCCAAAUAUGUCGGCGUCGGCGAUAUUUAUCCUCGACCUGAAGGGAAAGGUGCUAAUCUGCCGUAACUACAUGGGGAACAUGGACAUGAAUGAGAUCGACCACUUUAUGCCGAUCCUGAUGAAGAGAGAAGAGGAGGCAGAGAUGACGCCUCUGGUCACGCAUGGAUCCGCACACUUUCUGUGGAUCAAACACAGCAACCUCUACUUGGUGGCCAUGACCAAGAAGAAUGCCAACGCUGCUCUGGUGUACUCCUUUCUUUAUAAAAUAGUACAGGUAUUCAAGGAGUACUUCAAGGAGCUGGAGGAGGAGAGUAUCCGGGACAACUUUGUGACUGUGUACGAGCUGAUGGACGAAGUGAUGGACUUUGGCUUCCCUCAGACAACCGACAGCAAAAUCCUUAAAGAAUACAUCACCCAGCAGGGUCAUAAAUUAGAAGUCGGGGCACCUCGACCUCCUGCCACCGUCACCAAUGCCGUGUCCUGGCGAUCGGAGGGCAUCAAGUACAGGAAGAACGAAGUUUUCAUGGACGUCAUUGAGUCAGUUAAUCUGCUGGUGAGUGCAAAUGGCAGCGUCCUGCGGAGUGAGAUAGUCGGCACCAUCAAGCUCAAAGUGGUCCUGUCGGGGAUGCCUGAACUCAGACUGGGCCUCAAUGACAAAGUGCUGUUUGAGAUCACAGGCAGAGAGAAGAGUAAGACGGUGGAGCUGGAGGAUGUGAAGUUUCAUCAGUGUGUCCGUCUGUCACGCUUUGAGAACGACCGCACCAUCUCUUUCAUCCCCCCUGAUGGCGAGAGCGAGCUGAUGUCCUACCGCCUCAACACCACGGUGAAGCCGCUCAUAUGGAUCGAGAGCGUGAUUGAGAAGUACUCUCACAGCCGUGUGGAGAUCAAGGUGAAGGCUAAAAGUCAGUUUAAAAACCGCUCCACCGCCAACAACGUGUCCAUCCUUGUUCCAGUGCCCAGUGACGCAGACUCACCCAAGUUCAAGACGAGCACGGGCAGCACAAAGUGGGUGCCAGAGAAGAAUGUGGUGCAGUGGAACAUCAAGUCUUUCCCUGGUGGGAAGGAGUACAUGAUGCGGGCUCACUUCAGUUUACCCAGUGUGGAUGGUGAAGAGUUGGAGGCAAAGAGACCAAUCACUGUGAACUUUGAGAUCCCAUAUUUCACUGUGUCUGGGAUUCAGGUGCGUUACCUGAAGAUCAUAGAGAAGAGCGGUUACCAGGCAUUACCAUGGGUGCGCUACAUCACACAAAGUGGAGAUUACCAGCUCCGGACAAACUAAAGGGCACAGAUGCUGCUAGACGAAUGGAUAUUUUCUCUCUCUCUCUCUGGGUCUGUCUUCCUCUCCUCUCCUCUCUUCUCCUCUUCCUCUCCUCUCCUCUCCUCUUCCUCUCCUCUCCUCUCCUCUCCUCUUCCUCUCCUCUCUUCUGCUUCUCCGGCUGCAGUGGACAGCAGAGGACAAGUGCAGGAGGACACCUUACCUUCUUUUUUGUUUUCCAGUCACACAAACAAAAACAAGACAUUUUCCUUUCCUAUAAGAUGUUUUCAACUCAGACUGAAGAGACUGUUGCACCACUUGUGACCUGACCUGUGAUUUUUUUUUUUUUCCUCUCGAGGCUUCCUCAGGACUCCGACUAAACAUUUUAAUGUGUGAAUUAUUAACUGAUGACACGGGGGGGGGG
Labrus mixtus (cuckoo wrasse) is the source of this 1832-nucleotide messenger RNA. It is a transcript of the gene ap1m3, whose product is annotated as adaptor related protein complex 1 subunit mu 3. Gene Ontology annotation, molecular function: clathrin-cargo adaptor activity. The coding region runs from base 161 to 1432 and encodes 423 amino acids. Lineage: Eukaryota; Metazoa; Chordata; Actinopteri; Labriformes; Labridae. The transcript has 12 exons. The record is from RefSeq and is a predicted model, not a curated record. Gene Ontology annotation, biological process: vesicle-mediated transport; intracellular protein transport. Gene Ontology annotation, cellular component: clathrin-coated vesicle; clathrin adaptor complex.